Molecule: messenger RNA, 1284 nt
Organism: Ceutorhynchus assimilis (cabbage seed weevil)
Lineage: Eukaryota; Metazoa; Arthropoda; Insecta; Coleoptera; Curculionidae
Source: the annotation of a GenBank genome assembly
UGUCAGUCGGGUGUCCCACUUUUUGUGCUCACGACUGUACAAGCAAAUAUUUAUGUUAAUGUAAUUGAUAUAUUUCUUACUUCGAAUCCGAUUAGGUAACGAGUACUCGAAUUACGAAUAGCAGCUAGAAUUUAGAAAACUCUUUUGAUAGCAGUACAUUUUCGGAAUAGUUCUAGAAUAGUGCAACGAAAUCCGAACGGGUUGUUUUCAACUACGCGUACUCCGAACAGAUUCUAGAACCUGUUCUAUUAACGUGAUCGACAUAUUUUCGGAUUAGAGCAUGGAAUAGGAAAACACAAAAAACCUUCAAAAAACAAACCUAACCGUCAUAACCUCAAUCAAAGCUUGUGUCUGUAAAGUUGUAAACGAACUGCGGAAGCCGAUUUUGGUGUGUCUCAACGCCAAAUUCCUCCUUCGAAUUUCUUUGAGUAAGCUUUUGCAUAGAUUAUUGCACUAAAAUGAGUAAAGCGCGAAAGCCCUAUUCCUCACGCCCAUACUACAAUAAACCUGCUCCAAAACGUUCAAAUGUGGAGGUGAAUCUCAAAGGAUUUUUGUGCAGCUGCAACAACAGAGAAAAAGAUUGUAUAAGGGAAACCUAUAAUCUAUUAAACAAGUACGCUGACAUACUGUGGCCCCCGGAACCUGCUGAAUCCACUUCAGCAGAAGCUCAAGGUGGUAUUGAAGAGGAUCUUCAAAAAGAGUUGCAAGUGUUACGUGCCGCAACUCCUAGAAGAUUCCAGGUGGUAGAUUCUGGGGCAAAAAACUUUUUAUUCAUCAAGACUACUGUUGAAGAUCCUGUGAAGCUAGCCGAGGCUAUUAUGAGUGAAAUUUUUGAAAAAAAGACUCAGGAGACCAAAUUUUUGCUGAGGCUCGUACCAGUUGAAGUAACUUGCAAAGCUAAGGUGAAGGAGAUAGAGCAAGCAUUCCAGGCUCUGUGUGAGAAAUACUUUUCCACUAGUGCGAAAAGCUUUUCUGUUAUCUUCAAUCACAGAAAUAAUGACAGUGUUUCGAGGGAUGAAGUCAUAAAAACCAUCGCGGAUAAUGUCCUGAACCAAGGCACAUCCAACAAAUUGGUACACAAAGUCGAUUUAAAAAAUGCUGAAGUGUCCAUUGUAGUUGAAAUUAUUAGAGGUUUUGCAUUUUUGGCUGUCGUACCUGAUUUUUACAAAUAUAAAAAAUAUAAUUUGUUGGCAUUUAUUGAACCUGAAGCUGAGGCUCGAGCCGAAGGCGAUUUAAAUACUGUUGAAGAAACUAAUGUUGAGAAUAAAAAUGAUACUAAUUAAA